Aaosphaeria arxii CBS 175.79 is the source of this 817-nucleotide messenger RNA. RefSeq lists its product as uncharacterized. The record is from RefSeq and is a predicted model, not a curated record. Lineage: Eukaryota; Fungi; Ascomycota; Dothideomycetes; Pleosporales. The transcript is spliced from 4 exons. Gene Ontology annotation, cellular component: mitochondrion. Bases 1 to 459 code for a protein of 152 amino acids. Gene Ontology annotation, molecular function: oxidoreductase activity.
AUGUUCAAAAAGUUAUUCGGAGAGCACGGCGCGAAGAAUGUCGUUACCCUCUUCCACAAGCCAUCCAGCACGCCCUCAACCCGCGUCCUCACCCUUCUCAAGCAGGCAAACGCUCAGUCUGUAUCACACGCAACAGAAGACCAGGCCAGCGAUCACACUACCCAUAAUCGCGCUCAGCGGACAGAGUUCGACCUAGAUGUUACGGAGGCACCGCCAACACCAGAUCAACUCAAGAACAUCAUAGAGUACCUUGGUGGACCUGUCUCGGGAGCAGCAGGAAAGAUUAUCAAGGGUGCAAAAGAUGAAUCUGAAGCCAUCAGGCGGUUAAAGGAGAAUGAGGAAGCUUUCCAGCGCCCUGUGGUCGUGGACUGGAACCAAGGCAAAGCAGUUGUGGGGGAAAAUGAGUCUGAGAUCUUGUCACUUCUCCAAUCGAUUUCCAAAGAAACGGACAAGGCGUAAUUCUGGUAGACCAAUUCCAUCCGAUGAUCACUACACAAAAAAGCUAUGAUGCGCCCUGGAAGUCCAUGUAAGAUAGGACCGUAGCCUUUAAAAGGGUUUGUAAAGGAACAUAUUUAUUAUACUCCCACACAUCUCGCAGCUCAUUUUAGUAAGCCGGGUAGUUGCAGUGGCAGCUGCGGCAAUGCUCCAGUAAAGUAGGCGAUUGUAGCCAUUGGAAACGAUUUUGCUUUUACGUUUGUGUAUAGUCAGUCCAGUUCUUCGGGACAGAAGUAGACUGUGUGUCCCCAUUGUCACUUUCCCUUUGCUCUCCCACCCGAAAAGCUAGACCCCCAAAAUCUAUUCGCAUCACGAGCCUGCU